Magallana angulata is the source of this 2508-nucleotide messenger RNA. Its product is annotated as B-cell receptor CD22-like. Gene Ontology annotation, biological process: cell-cell adhesion. Gene Ontology annotation, molecular function: cell adhesion molecule binding. Lineage: Eukaryota; Metazoa; Mollusca; Bivalvia; Ostreida; Ostreidae. Gene Ontology annotation, cellular component: cell-cell junction. The record is from RefSeq and is a predicted model, not a curated record. The transcript has 12 exons. The coding region runs from base 201 to 2216 and encodes 671 amino acids.
AUAAAUUAUGUAUCGUUUAAUUAGAGUCACUUUACGUUUUGACCGAAGCGUAACGGUUCACCUUCACUGCAGUAAAUAUAUGAAUGGUGGCAUUUAUGAUGCUGUGAACUGACACCAAUUUUAAUGUAUACAAUGGCGUGGUACCACUUGUAAGAGGAAACACUAUCCAUGCAGGUGAUAAUACAAGAAACUGGACUACUAUGAAACAACCAAAGUUGAAACUGCUGAUUGCUUUAUCUUUGGCAAUGCUGUAUUUUCCAGCAUUUCGUCAUUGCGGUAGCCUUAUCAUCAGUGAAGUAAAUGCUGAUACCUGCAUCACAUUCAACAAAAAAGCAAAGUCUACGGACCCAAAGAACUUAACGAGAAACAAUGAAUCUUUAUGUGCAUUCAUUGGUGAGGAGAGUUUCCCAAAACCUACUGCCUGGAACAGAACUUUCUCCUGUAGAAUAAAUAUUUCUAAUUUGUCCGUCUGUUUCUCCGACACAAGCGUGACUGAUGCCGGUGUAUUUUAUCUUAUCGCGGGAAACGUCCAAGAAAACACAAUAACUCUUGAAGUUGAAUAUCCACCGACUGUCUCGCUAUCAAAGGCACAAAAAACCGUGGAAGGACAAAAUCUCUCUAUCACGUGUUCAUACAGACCAGGAAAUCCAACUACUACUUUUUUUUACUGGACGAAGACAAAUUCAGUAUUCAGAUAUAAUGGUCAACUUCUAUGGAUCCCAAAUAUUGGACGUAAACACUCUGGGACAUACACGUGUUUUGCAGAGAACACCUACAGCAGCGGGAAUAAAGGGAAAGCAAACGCCACCAUCAUGAUUGAUGUACAAUAUCCCCCGAUUGUGUCAUCUCUUCCUGACGUUAAGCAUGUGGAAGGAGACCAUGUCAAAAUAGUGUGUAAAAUCACUGCAGGAAACCCAGCUUCUACUAUUAUUUACUGGACCAAACCAGGAGAUUCCGGAUUUAGGCAGUCUGGUUCUAGACUUGCGUUUACCUCUAUAACUAGAAGUCAGAGUGGGGUUUACACCUGUGUUGCAGAAAAUAACUACAUAAGCAAAGGAAAGGGCGUUGACCAACAGUCAUUCCUACUGAGCGUGUUGUAUGGGCCUACAUUUAUCCACGGCCAUAGCCUGUGGGUUUCCGAGGGACAAUCAGCCAGGAUGUUGACGUCAGUAACCAGUAAUCCCGCCUCCAACGUCUCCUGGUUCCGGGACAACCUCAUUGUGUCCACCCAACAAUCAGUCAAUGGCACCACUACUUACAUCAUCCCAAGGACACAGUGUACAGACACCGGACCAUUCCAAGUGGUGGCCACUAACGGGGUCCAGUCCAAACAAUCCACCAAAGUAUCCCUAUACGUUUACUGUUCGCCGAGACUAACAACAUGUGGAAGCUCUGUGGAACUAACCGUAGACGAUGACUUUAAUCUAAACGAACAGAUUUCCGUCCUGUCUUAUCCACAACCAAACGCUUCUCUGGCACUUCCAAGUGGCGCUCUAAACACCAUCAUAACUCUAAGAAUCGAUGCUACAGCAACCAAUUUUUUUACUAUCACUCUGACCGGAUCAAAUAUUCAGUCGGAUGAUUUUGGAACAUACCUUUUGAAUGUUGCUAAUCAAUAUGGAAGGAGAACGAUACAUGUCAACAUUACUUUUGAAAAGAGCUCUGUUUCCACUUCCGUAGUCGUAGGCGGCGUUCUUGGAGGACUACUGUUCCUAGCUGUCUGUGCUAUUGGUUUUCUUUCCUACAAGUACUUCUCAGUUAAAAGAGCUUCAGAGUCUCUAAGGUCAUACGAAACAUUGGAGAAGGAGAAAGCCAUUGUGGACAAUCAUACGUAUGAGCCUUAUACCUGCGAUGAGAAAGCUGAUGUGGAGGAAAUACAGAAAAUUUCGAAGUCAAAUCCAUUUAAACUACCAAUCUUUAAUAAUUCGAGGAAAGAAAGAAAAAAGAAAUGUCCGACGAUAGAAACGCUAAAUCAAGCUAAAACUAAGGAGUCGCCAUUGACCAAAAGUAGAUUUACAAAAAAAGGAAAGAAACUAUAUGAAAACGCCGAAGAAUUGGCCGCGACAGCCUCCGACCAGAAUAAAGGGAAUACUGAAAGUAAAAAAACAAAUGACACAAAAUCGAGAAAUAUCAAGGAGACCAAAUCUAAGCCUUUGGUCCUUCCAAAACCCAAGAAACAACUGUCUAAAACCAGCAAAGCAUUCUCAUAUUUUUAGAUAAUUUUGAAUUAAUAAAAACUCACAAAAUGUUACUGCUAUUCAAGUACAUAAGUUAAUCUAAACUUAAAAAGUUAUAUUUAUAAAUCGAAAACUUUCCAUUCUGUCAGAUGUUGUACAAGCCGAAACGCAAUAGCACCACGAGGACAGUACAGUAUCUGACAGAAUGGCAUGUUUGAAACUUAUAAAUUACUGAAAACAUUUCUCUCUUCAUUGCUUGGGAAUAAUUCUUUUCGAUCGGUCUGCCUCACUAAUUUUAUCAUGCACUAUCCAAUAAAUAAACAAUAAGUAU